Molecule: messenger RNA, 1053 nt
Organism: Malus domestica (apple)
Lineage: Eukaryota; Viridiplantae; Streptophyta; Magnoliopsida; Rosales; Rosaceae
Source: RefSeq, a predicted model, not a curated record
AUGCUGCAGUGCAGGAGGCAGGCGGGGAAGAAGAAGGGAGAGAGAAGGAGGGCGUUUGAGGGGUUCGGCGGAGAGAACAGGUUUUGGUUCAAUAUGGAGGUGCAUAUUCAGCCAAUAACAUGCCCCAUCACAAAUAUCGUCAUUUGGGAGCCUAAGAUUGAAGAAAAUGCUAAAAAGUUCUCAAGGUAUCUCUCGGAUUAUGAAGAGUUGCAGAUUCUUGGCGAAGGGUCCUUUGGGGUCGUAGCGCGCUGCAGUAACUUAUUAGACAACAAAGUCUAUGCGGCAAAGAAAAUUACUCUAGGGGUUCGUUCUUUGGACUUUGAGACCAUCCAACGCGAGGUUGCAAUUGUAUCGGGAUUAAAACACCAAAAUGUGGUGCAAUACUACACCUCUUGGACUGAUCUGACUUUUGCUGGUGGGAGAGAUCAACUUGAACAGGAAGAAGGCUUGCGUAUGGAUGAUGAUGGAAGUAACAGUUCGCUUGAAGAAGGACCUGGGAAUACGAACAACAAAGAGAAGCAGCAACUUCCAUGCUUGUACAUUGUACAAGAAUGUUGUGAAAGAAAUUUGAGUAAUGAGCUAUUGAAGAGGGAGGGUAACAUGGCAUGGGAUGAGGCAUUGCCUGUUUUCACAGACAUAACAAGAGGGUUGCUGUACAUCCAUGGGAAUGGUAUAGUGCAUGGAGAUCUGAAUCCGUCAAAUGUACUUGUAAAAGACAAUGAAUGGAAGAUAGGAGAUUUCGGGAUUGUGGGUAAUUCUUUCGGGGAUGAGGAGAUAGAAGAAGAAUUUAAAGGUCGGAUGUAUGAUGCCCCCGAAGAUAAAGUGGAUUUCAAGAGGGACAUGUUCAGCCUUGGUAUGAUUCUAGUGGAGCUGAUUGCACAACCAGGGACAGUUGCUGAAAAGUGUGCCAUUCUCAACGGCUUUAAGAAGGACGGAAUACUUCCUGAGAAAGUGAGUGGCCAUCCACUUAAGAGCCUUGCGCUGAAGCUUUUGGACAACGACCCUGCAAAGAGGCCUUCGCCGGCAGAGGUUUUGGAUGAUAUCACUGCUUAG